AUGCCGGCCGCACCUUCCACCUCAUCCAUGGUGUCUCGACGCAGCUCCUUCUAUGAUCGACACCGACGCACCGACUCCAGCGGCUCUUCGAGCUCUUCGAGUCUCGACUCUGCAUCGGCGUCCAGCGCGACCAGCAUGACAAGCACUUCGAGCGCAGCAAAAGGACAAGCUGCAAAGGUGAGGUCCUCCGCCUCAUCGCACCGGGCCUCUCCCCGCGCCCAAGCUCAUCAAUGCAAUGCGGUCGCUUCUGCGGCAUCUAUCGCCGCCAAGCGCGCUGCUUCGUUUGCCAGCAAAGCGUCGACUUCGGCGGCAAAACUUGGUGCAGAAGCGUUCAAAGCUGAGGCAAGGCCCAUCGUCAACGAUAUGGAGUACUACGACGAGGCUCUCAAACACAUGCAUCAUAUGGAGCUUGCAACCUUGCCCAACGUCGACUUGAUGGACGCUCAACCCGAGCUUCGAUGGUACAUGCGCCCAUACCUCGUCGACUUUAUCAUCGAGAUCCACCAAACUUUCCGACUUCGCGCCGAGACGCUCUACCUGACGAUGAACAUUGUGGACCGCUACGUUUCCACUCGAAUCGUCUACAAGCGUCACUACCAGCUGGUCGGUUGCGCCGCACUCCUCAUCGCUUCCAAGUUCGAAGACGCCAAAGACCGCGUACCUCGCGUAGAGGAGCUCAGCCAGAUGUGCGGCAGCGCAUAUGACGAGUCGGCCUUCACUCAGAUGGAGGGACACGUCUUGCAGGCAAUCGGAUGGACGCUCGGCUUCCCCUCUCCGGAAGCGUGGCUUCGAGCUUCGUGCUUGACAACACGCGAGGAUCCCACCGUGCAAAGCGUAGCCCGUUUCUUUAUGGAACUGUCGCUCUACCCUCGCGAGUUCCUCGGUGUGCUCCCAUCGCUGCUUUCUGGCGGCGCCGUCAUGCUUGCUCGCUACAUCUGCGGUCAAGAGCCGCGCGCUCUCCAAGAAGCUGAGGAGGAGGCGGCGGCCGCAGCUCAGCUUCUCGACUGCUACCUGCGUGCCAACUACUCUGCGCUCAGCCAGAUUCUCGUCAGGAAGCACGGUCACGCACACAACUUCGGCGCUUCUGCCGUCGUCAUCAAGUACUACACCGACAUCGUCAAGCAGGAGCGCUUGUUGAGCGAUGGUUUGGCCAGCGAAGUUGCGACUACCUCGACAAAAGCAUCGCCCUGCAACCUCAGCAGCGGGGGCGUACGCAACCUGGGCACCCCUCGCCGUGAAACCUCUGCUGGCAUGUCCUCUGCGAUGGUCGACGAUGAAGAUGACGACGUGUCUAUGCGCUCUUGCUCUGCAUCGCCGUCGUGCAUGUCGCACACACCUAUUCGUGGCGGCAACGAUGUUGAUGAUGAAGACGACGAUGACGACGACAUGCCAGUUACGCCACUCUCUCUCAACUCUUUGCACGAUCCAUUGAUCGCAGCCGGUGCCCAAGAGCGGAUCUCGGCUCCCAGCAAAGAGCACUCGACGCACGACGCGCAAGGCAAGGAGAACAACCAGAAGGCUUUCCAGCACCAUUCGCACGCCAUUCCUCCUCCGGCUCAACCGGUCUUUGUGCACUCCUCUGCCGCACCGUCGCGUCCUGCUUUGAUGCAACAGGAUGUCAAUGUGUGCGGGGCCUGA
Messenger RNA from Ceraceosorus guamensis, 1638 nucleotides. RefSeq lists its product as hypothetical. NCBI's taxonomy places the organism in Eukaryota, Fungi, Basidiomycota, Exobasidiomycetes, Ceraceosorales, Ceraceosoraceae. The coding region runs from base 1 to 1638 and encodes 545 amino acids. Gene Ontology annotation, cellular component: nucleus; cyclin-dependent protein kinase holoenzyme complex; centrosome. The transcript is spliced from 2 exons. The record is from RefSeq and is a predicted model, not a curated record. Gene Ontology annotation, biological process: regulation of cyclin-dependent protein serine/threonine kinase activity; mitotic cell cycle phase transition. Gene Ontology annotation, molecular function: cyclin-dependent protein serine/threonine kinase regulator activity.